This is a messenger RNA of Panicum virgatum (switchgrass), 2330 nucleotides long. Its product is annotated as stomatal closure-related actin-binding protein 1. Gene Ontology annotation, molecular function: actin binding. The coding region runs from base 473 to 1945 and encodes 490 amino acids. Gene Ontology annotation, biological process: regulation of stomatal movement; actin filament organization. Lineage: Eukaryota; Viridiplantae; Streptophyta; Magnoliopsida; Poales; Poaceae. The record is from RefSeq and is a predicted model, not a curated record. The transcript has 13 exons.
CCUCAGCAGCACCAGUACAGCUGCAGCAUCCGUAGCCUUCGCUUCGUUCCCCUCCUGUCCUUCCCUUUCCCUUGGCUUCCUGGUUUUGCUUGCUCCUCUGCCGCCCCGUCGCCGCCGUCUCCUCCGUGGCGCAUCAGGCAUUCGAACCCGCUCGUCAAAAGGAAUCCGUCCGCGAGAUCGAAAGCAACAGCUCCCGAUUAUUAAAGCCACGCUUUUUCAAAAGCCGCGGGGGUUAAAAACCCUGGGAAAUUUUGGAGGAAGCGAAAUUCGUUUCCUCGCAUCCGAAACUGCAGUUGCGUGCUCGAGGCGGGGGUGCACAGCCUAGAAGCUCCAGCGCCCGACGGCGCCGGCGCCCCGUUCUCUCCGUGGGAUCCUCCGCCGGCCGCCACUCCACUGAGCUCUGUGGUGGACUUGUGUGGAGAUUCAACCCGGCGCGGAUUGGACUGGUCGGUUCUUUUGCUGAAUACCACACAUGACAAGGGUUAUACAUGACUCUGGAGAAGGCGUGCAGAAGGAGGCACUUGAUCUGGUCUCUUCUGAUGUUAACUUCCCCAAGGGCCAUUUCCCGGACUACAGGAUUGGACCAAACAAUCAAAUCAUUGAUCCAGAGGAGGCACAUGAGGCUGUGCCUCUCAAGGAGAUUGUUGCAAAGGAAACAGCGCAGCUGCUAGAGCAGCACAAGCGCCUUUCAGUACGCGAUCUCAAAGAGAAGUUUGAGAAGGGUUUGUCUGGUGCUACCAAGCUGUCUGAAGAGGCUAAGCGGAGAGAAGCAGCUUCAUUAGACAGGCAGGUUCUUCUGAAGAAGCUCAGAGAUGUUUUAGACACACUGAAAGGCCGCGUGGCUGGUCGAAAUAGAGACGAUGCUGAGGAAGCUAUAUCGCUGGUGGAGGCACUUGCUGUCCAGCUGACACAACGAGAAGGGGAGUUAAUUUAUGAGAAGGCUGAAGUAAAAAAGUUGGCUAACUUCCUUAAGCAGGCUACUGAAGAUGCACGUAAAGUGGCUGAAGAGGAAAGGGCUCUUGCGCUUGCUGAAAUUGAAAAGGCUAGAGCUGCAAUAGAAAAGGUUGAGAAAGCAUUGCAGGUGCAUGAUUCUGCUUCAAGUAGCAGGGAGAAGGAGGAGAUAGAGGAACUUAGGAAAGAGGUCCGAGAGGCUAGGAGAAUAAAAAUGCUACACCAGCCAAGCAAGGUCAUGGACAUGGAGUUUGAACUUAAGGCACUGCGGACCCUCAUCUCAGAGAAAACUCAGCUUUGCAAUCAGCUAAAGAAAGAGCUUGCCAUGAUCAAGAGGCUGGAGGAGGAUAGUUCCGACCUCUUUGAGCUUGAAGGUUCUGAUACCCUUGGAUCACAGCUUUGUAUUAUCCCUCGAGUUGAUGGUGGUCCAAACAUAACAAACUGUCCAAUUCAGUGGUACCGUGUAAUUUCUGGAGGCACCAGAGAGCUCAUAUCUGGAGCAACAAAAUUUACAUAUGCUCCGGAACCGUUUGACGUUGGUCGAUUAUUGCAAGCAGAGAUAGUUUUGAAUACAGAUAAAAUUAUAGUUCAGACAGAUGGGCCUAUAGAGAAUGCUGCAGGACUUGAACGUUAUGUGGACUCACUAAUGAAAAGGACGGAUAUUGAGUUCAAUGUGGUAGUCACCCAAAUGAACGGGAAGGAUUACUCGUCAAAUUCUGUCCAUGUAUUUCACAUUGGAAAGCUGAGAAUAAAACUCCGAAAAGGAUGGUCUACAAAAGCAAGAGAGUCGUAUUCUACUACGAUGAAGUUAUGUGGGAGCCGUGGUGGUGGUAAUGCUGCAGCUAGGGCAGUUUUUUGGCAAGCUAGGAAAGGCUUGACCUAUACUCUAGCUUUUGAAACAGACAGGGAUAGGAAUGCUGCAAUUAUGAUUGCUCGCAAAUUUGCUUCAAAUUGCAAUGUCGCUCUCACUGGCCCAGGCGAUCAAGGCACCUGAUGAAGUGGAUCAUGCAUGUUUUUGACAGCGACACAGUACAUAAUUAGGGUGUGGAUUGGCUGAUUAGGUGGUUGUCUACUGGUGCUUGUGAGAGUAGAGGUUGUAUACUGCGUGAGGCUAUCCCCUUUUCAUAUGUUUUAUGGAGGCAUUGUUUUUGUUUGCCUGCCAGCAGCACUAGCCACGUUCUUGAAACAGGAUGUGCAAAAUUGAUCACUGUUCUUGUGCGUUAAGUCUGUAAUACUGAACGGAAAAGGCUUGGUCGUUAGUCUCGCUGGGAGACUUCCCUUAUUGAGUUACCAAGAAGUAUGUACAGACAGCUGGUCUCCUGAAGUCAUAUUAUUGAUGAUAUUCAGGUGGUAUUUAGUGGAUUUGUGAUGUGUGGACA